Molecule: messenger RNA, 450 nt
Organism: Octodon degus (degu)
Lineage: Eukaryota; Metazoa; Chordata; Mammalia; Rodentia; Octodontidae
Gene: Ocm
Product: oncomodulin
Exons: 4
Coding region: 37-366 (109 amino acids)
Cellular component (GO): cytoplasm; nucleus
Molecular function (GO): calcium ion binding
Source: RefSeq, a predicted model, not a curated record
AUCACAUCUCAUCCAUUCUGUGUGACUAGGUAAAAGAUGAGCAUCACAGACGUGCUUAGUGCUGAUGACAUUGCAGCUGCCCUGCAGGAAUGCCAAGAUCCAGAUACUUUUGAGCCCCAAAAAUUCUUCCAGACAUCAGGCCUCUCCAAGAUGUCAGCCAGUCAGGUGAAGGAUGUUUUCCGGUUCAUAGACAAUGACCAGAGCGGCUACCUGGAUGAAGAAGAGCUUAAGUUUUUCCUGCAGAAAUUUGAGAGUGGUGCUAGAGAGCUCACCGAGUCAGAAACCAAAUCUUUGAUGGCCGCUGCAGAUAAUGAUGGAGACGGAAAAAUUGGGGCUGAUGAAUUCCAGGAAAUGGUGCAUUCUUAAAAGCCCCAGUCUAUGGAGAAAAGAGAGGAAGGGACACUCAGCUGGAAGGCCUACAAAACCCUGGGAAUGGGAAGCCCCACAUCC